Molecule: messenger RNA, 2239 nt
Organism: Tachysurus fulvidraco (yellow catfish)
Lineage: Eukaryota; Metazoa; Chordata; Actinopteri; Siluriformes; Bagridae
Exons: 4
Coding region: 198-1892 (564 amino acids)
Molecular function (GO): GTP binding
Source: RefSeq, a predicted model, not a curated record
UCAUUGGCUGGAUUUGAACACUAAACGUUGACUCCCUCAUCAGGUGACCCUCACAUUCUUGCAUUUAAUAAAGUCACAGCAGAGGGAUGUAUCACUAGUCUCCACCUUGCUCCUGAAGGACAUUUCUACAUUUGUAAAGCAGGUCCUGCAAUUGUGACAGAAUCUUCUGAGACAUCUGUGGCAAUCGAAGUAGUAUUAUGGCUGCAGGAAUCAAAGAGUCAUCAUCAACUGUACAUGAUUUAAUCCAGAAGAGUACAUUAAUCAGUGAAGGUCCACCUGCACGAUAUCGUCUCCUCACAACCAGAAGUGAUCUUUAUGAAGACGGAUCAGUGAGAAAAUGGACAUUUGGACAGAGAGACAUCAAUAUGCAAAACAAAAUUGUACUGAUAAUAGGAGAAACUGGAGCAGGCAAAAGUACUCUGAUUAAUGCCAUGUCUAAUUAUAUACUCGGGGUGAAGUUUACAGAUGAAAAGUGGUUUGAGAUUACAGAGGAGGGAGGACAGAAUCAGUCAGUUAGUCAAACAACUGAAAUCACCGUGUACGAGGUGUUUAACCAGAACAAUCCAAUCUGUCUGACCAUCAUUGACACUCCAGGUUAUGGAGACACCAGGGGAACAGACUAUGACAAACAGAUCGCUGAGAAUCUGUACAAACUGUUUCACAGUGAUGGUGGAGUGAAAGAAAUUGAUGCAGUGUGUCUGGUAGUGAAGGCAUCUGAGAACCGACUCUCUGACCGACAGCACUACAUCUUUGAUGCAGUUUUGUCUUUAUUUGGUAAAGACAUAGAGAACAACAUUGUGAUGUUUAUCACUCACUCAGAUGGACUGCCUCCAACAAAUGCUCUUAAUGCCAUCAAGAAAGCAGGGAUUCCUUGCAGUAAAGAUGAAGAUAAUGAACCUGAGUAUUUCUUAUUUAACAAUUGUCAAACUAAGGAAAGGAGCAAAAAGUAUAAUAGAGCUCUCCAAACAGCUUGGAAACAAACAGAGGACAGUCUUAAUGAUUUCUUUGCCUCACUGAAAGAACAGGACAGAAAAAGCUUAAUGAAGACUAAAAGUGCUAUGAAAGAGUCCAUGCGACUUGAAGCCUGUAUGUUAAAUCUACAAGCCCGUAUUGAGUUUAUAGAGUGUAAGAGUAAAGAACUGACUCAGAUACAGAAAGCUCUUGAGGAAAACAGAGAAAAGAUCAAGACAAAUGAAAACUUUACUUUCACAGUCACAAAGAGUUACCAAGAAAAAGUUACCAUUGAAAAUGCUUCAUGGUGGGACAGAAAUGCCACCAGUUUUUCUGUCUGUGAGGAGAACUGUCAUGAGCUUGGCUGCUGGUUUGCUCUUACUGCCUAUUAUUGUGAAGUCAUGAAAAAUGACCACUGCACUUCAUGUACACGUAAAUGUCACUACAGUAAACAUGUCAAAGAGGACAAGAAAUAUGUUAAAAAGAGCAAAGAGACUGUAGUAAGUUUUGCUGAAAUUAAAAAGCAAUAUGAAGAUUGCAAUAAAUCAGAAUCAGACACCAAGGUUGAUUCAAAGGCCUUUAAAAAUGUUGAAGAAAAACUUGCAGACAACAUGAAAGAGAAAGAAAAACAGAUAAACAUAGAGGAGAAACUGAAGGAAGAAAUUAGUGAGAAAGAAAAGGAAAAAGCUGAGCUGGAGGAAGAAGCUUAUAACACCAUCCUGAAACUGUAUGAGAUUGCUUUAAAGCCAGACUCUGCUUUUAUUGUUCAGUCUCUUGACUUCUUGAUCCCUCGAGCUGAGGAAACUGGACGAGAAGAUCUUACUCGGAGAUUAAGAGAGCUGAGGAAGAUUCAGCCUGAAGCAGAGGAAAGAGUUAAUGCUGCAAUGGGAUAUGCAAAAGCAGGUCUAACUAAAGUGAAAAAUUAUUUUAGUGGUAAAUAAAAGAAUUCAGGAGACUAAAUAUAGCCAUAGAAUACAGAUAUUACAUUAAUGCAUAUCUUACAUUACAUAUUAUACAGAUAUUACAUUACAUAUGAUAAAAAAUGAACAUGUCUACAUCAAGUAUGCAUUUAUUGUUCAGUUAAUAAACUGCAUUGUGUUUAUUCAGUAAUGAUAAUGUUCAAGAUUUAACAUUGUACUUUGUUGACAAGCCAUAAUGAUGGAGUUUAAAGUACAACAGUGGAACAUAUACACAUGUAAAUCUGUACUGUUCAUAGAUAGAUAUUCAUUUCUUUAAAAUUCAUGGAAUCUGUUAAUCUGACUUCAUCAUUAAAUAUCUGAUAACUGCA